This is a messenger RNA of Elgaria multicarinata webbii, 1830 nucleotides long. RefSeq names its product NME/NM23 family member 8 (gene NME8). The record is from RefSeq and is a predicted model, not a curated record. Lineage: Eukaryota; Metazoa; Chordata; Lepidosauria; Squamata; Anguidae. The transcript is spliced from 15 exons.
AUGGCAAGCAAGAAGAAAGAAAUUCAGCUACAGGCAAUAAUACUCAAUCAAACUCAAUGGGAAGAUAUGUUGCUGAAUAAAGGUCUAACAGUAGUAGAUGUUUACCAGGCUUGGUGUGGGCCUUGCAAAGCUGUGGUGAACUUAUUCAGAAAAUUAAAAAAUGAAUAUGGUGAAGAUGAUCUUCUGCAUUUUGCUGUGGCUGAAGCUGAUAGCAUUGUACCUCUGCUCCCAUUUAAAGAUAAAUGUGAACCUGCUUUUGUCUUCUGUUUGAAUGGCAUGAUGAUAGAUCUGGUAAAAGGGGCAAAUGGACCUCUUCUAAGUAGAAAAAUUAUAGAGAUAAUAGAAAAAGAAAGAAAAAUUGUAGCAGGAGAAGUAGCAAGACCAGAGUUGCCAGAGCUUGUGAUUAUAGAAGAGAAAGAAUCAGAUGAAGAACUUGAAGAAGAAGAAGCUGAAGGCAAGUGGUAUUAGGAAAAAUAUACCGUUGUCAUUAUAAAACCUGAUGCAGUUGCUGAAGAAAAGGUUGAAGAAAUUAAACGAACGGUUACCGAAGCAGGCUUUGUCAUCCUUGCCGAAGAUGAGAAGACAUUAACUGAUGAACAAGUUAGAGAUUUUUAUUGCCAGAAAUCAGAAGAGCCUGACUUUGAAGACUUUGUUUCAUUUAUGCUAUCUGGACCAAGCUAUGUUCUGAUAGUAUCUGAAGGAAAGCAUGCGCAGGAGGUUAUGCCUCUUGUACAAGAAUUGGAAACAGUGAAAGAAGAGGAGGAGGAAGAGGAGCAAAAAGUGGGUGAAGAACCUCUACCUGAAGCAGAGAACGGAGCACUUCUGAGACCUAUUAGUGAAAAGCCAACCAGUGUGAAAGGGGCCUUGGAAAACCAGGAGAUGUCAAAUUUGUGUGAUGUUCAGGAUAGCGUAGAAGAAGCAAGCCGGCAACUCGCCUUCUUUUUUCCUAAUUUUGCCAAGGCGAAGAAAGGCCCAGCUGUUGAGAGAACUUUGGCCUUGAUUAGACCUUCCCUGUUACAGGAGAGAAGAAACUCUAUUCUGAAAAGGAUUGAGGACGAUGGCUUUGAAAUAGUAAUGCAGAGGGAAAUCGUCCUCUCUGAAGCGCAAGCACGAGUAUUUUACAAAGAGCAUGAAGGUCAAGAUUACUUCCCAGUGCUUCUAGAACAAAUGACCAGUGGGCCAACCCUUGCACUUGCUUUGGUACGAGAAAAUGCAAUACAAAAAUGGAGAAGUUUGCUGGGUCCAAAGAUAGUUCAGGAAGCAAAGGAACAAUGCCCAGCAAGUUUAAGAGCUGAGUUUGCAAUUGACAGCGCACCAAUCAAUCAGCUGCACGGCAGUACAACUGCUGAUCAAGCUGCAAAGGAAUUAGAAUUCUUCUUCCCAGUGGAAAACACUUUGGCUGUCAUUAAACCCUCUGCGCUUGAGCAACACAAAGAUGAAAUUCUAAAUGAAGUAAAAGAUGCUGGAUUUGUCAUAUCUGAAAUGAAAGAAACGCACAUAACUCCUGAGAUGGCAGCACAGUUUUAUAAAACUCACGAAGGACAACCAUUUUUUGAUGACCUUGUGGCUUAUAUGUCUAAAGGGCCAUCAAUGGUAAUGAUUCUAACCAAAGAAAAUGCUGUAGAGGAAUGGCGAGAGUUAAUGGGACCAACAGAUCCAGAUAAAGCCAAAGAAACUCAUCCUAAUUCAUUGCGUGCUAAAUUUGCAAGAGAUAUUUUGAGCAAUGCUGUUCAUGGAUCAUCGAAUGUAGAUCAUGCUAUAGAAAGCAUUAAUUUUGUCUUUGGAGAUGUUGACUUGGAAAGCCUAAAGCAGAAAUAUGUUUAUGUGUAA